GGCCGGCGACAACAACAACAUGUCUGUUGUUCGAAAUCACCGCAAAUAUUGUUUAUCCCCCAGUUAAUUAUUGUAACUUAUUGUAAUAAACGCUAAAAUGACAACCGACGAGAGCAUAAUGGAGGAGAUGCUGGAAAGAGCAACAAAUCCGGCAAAGAAAAUCGACGAAUUGGGCGUGCAAAUGUUCUGCAUUGUGGUGAAAAGUAAUGCACAAUUGGUCCACAAGGCCCAGGAAAUGAUUGUGGCCAAGGUGCAAUCUACCAAUGUGACGGAGGCAACUCGAGCGAUUUCGCUGCUGGAGGAAUGCAUGACGCAGUGCGGCGAUGUCUUCCAGGACGAGGCCGCCAAGUUCCGGUUCCUCAACGAGCUGAUUCGCCUGGUGUCCAAGAAGUACAAGGGCGCCGAGACGCCGCACGAGGUGAAGCAGCGGAUCAUGGAGUGCCUGCUGCUGUGGACCACCGAGUUUCCGCAGCGCCAGAAGAUUCGCGAUGCCUACGAUAUGCUGCGCAAGGAGGGCGACAUCGAGCACGGCACAACGGAGGCGGCGGUGGCCAAGAGGGAGAGUGUCCUGGGCACCAUCGACGAGGCCAUGUUCGCCAAGCUGAUCAAGAGCAACAAUCCGGAAAACUUCAAGCGGGCCAACCUGUUGCUGCAGUACAGGAUGGCCCAGGAAGCCCGCCGCAACGAUCUACUGGCCCAGCACCGUCUGGUCCUUAGCGAGGUGCAGGAGACGAUGCAGCUGCUCAACCAGAUGCUGGACAGCUACGACCCGUCCAACCAGGACGUCAGCGAGACGCUGCACGAGCUCUACAAGAUCUGCAAGAAGCACAAGCCCAUCUUCCAGCAUCUGCCGCAGCUGCUGGACGACUCCGAUGCCCAGCUCGUAGCCGACACCCUGUAUGCGAAUGGUGCCCUGCUGACCACCAUGCAGCGCUACAAGCUUCUGGUGCCCUCGCCCACAAAGAGCACUGCUCCUGCCUUGACCACCAGCACUUCAGCAUCCGCAACAUCCGCAACAUCCGCAACAUCCAGCACUGCCAAGGGAAAGGCCUCAGCGACGACCAGCUCCACAAAUGCUCUGCUGCUAAACGAGCUGCUUGGCGAUUUGCUGAUCAGCGGCACUGAGAGUGCAACCAAAGCCAAGGCCAGCAGUAAUUCCAAUUCAGCCACAGUUACAGCCACAGCAACCACUGGCGGUGGCGAUCCCCUGGCCGAUUUGAGUGACAUCUUCAGCAGCGCCUUGGCCGAAAGUGAGGCGGCCCAGCAGCAGCAGCAGCAGCAGCAGCAGCAACCAUUCCAGAAUGCCACCAUGUUACUAGAGCCGCAGGUCCUGAACCAAGGGAUCAGCACAUCAGAGGAAUUGGCCAAUGGCAAUGGCAACGGUAGCGACUCCAGCAAAAUACCUGGAACGGCCCGAAAGAUGCCGCAGAUCGAUAUGCUCAGCGAGGAGCUCUUCCAGCAGAUUCUGCCCAGCCAGGAGCGGAUGGCCAGCUUUAAGCGCGAUCCCGAGAAGCUAACACUUAACGAUUUGGCCAGGGAAAGGAUGCAGGUGAAGGUGCCGGAAGAGGAAACGGGUGCUCCUGCUGCUGCUCCUGCUCUUGCUACCGCUGAUGCCCUAGAUGAUGACUGUUCGCUGCUCAGUGAGGAUGUGGAGAAGAGGGAGGAGCCACCAGUUGCACCAGCAAUCCCAGUUACCCCAGCUAACCCAGUAGUUGUAAAGCCACUGAGCGAGAUCCAUGUGGAGCUGGACAACAUCCAGGCCACCGGGGAGCAGCGCAUCGUGCUCGACGACGACGACAUGCAGCUAAGUCUGAACUUCACCAGCGAGCGGCCCGGCCAUCGUGUGUCGGUGAUUGUGAUAUCUGCCCAGAACAAGAGUCGCCAGCCAGUGCACGACUUCCAGUUCGAGGCCAGCGUAAAGAAGCCCUGCAAGGUGCGCCUGCUGCCGCCGACGGACAGCCAAAUGCCGCCCCACAAGCCCUUCCGCCCGGCCACGCCCAUCAACCAGGUGAUGCUCCUCCUUAAUCCCACGGGCAAGGCCGUCGACGUCACCUGCAUCGUGGGCUACAAGCUGGGCGACGAUCCAGAUCCCAUCAAGGAAUCGAUUGUGGCCCAGGGCAUCGAUUAUGUGGAUUGAACCUAUCACAAAAAGAAAAAAAACAAACAAAAAA
Drosophila gunungcola (fruit fly) is the source of this 2171-nucleotide messenger RNA. RefSeq names its product ADP-ribosylation factor-binding protein GGA2 (gene Gga). Gene Ontology annotation, biological process: vesicle-mediated transport; intracellular protein transport. Bases 98 to 2137 code for a protein of 679 amino acids. Gene Ontology annotation, molecular function: phosphatidylinositol binding; small GTPase binding; ubiquitin binding. The record is from RefSeq and is a predicted model, not a curated record. Gene Ontology annotation, cellular component: trans-Golgi network. The transcript has 5 exons. NCBI's taxonomy places the organism in Eukaryota, Metazoa, Arthropoda, Insecta, Diptera, Drosophilidae.